AUGGGUUGCGGCUCUUCUUCCGAUAUUAUCAACACAUCCCUACCAAUGUCAAUGGUUCGGUCAAUCAAAUCCACAUGUCUUGUAUUUGGUAUGCCGGACAGUGGUCAAGAAACUUUUGUAAAUUCAAUUGAAAAAUGCUUCUCAAGCAUAUCGCCAAUGAAAGAAUUACCAUUCGAAUUCUAUGUUGCUAGUACAGAUAGACUUGAUAGAGCAACAUGGAUAGAUGAAUUUCAAAAACACAGUCGAAUAAUUAUUUCAUUUUUCUUCGCUGAUAUUUCAUCAAAAGCUUCAAUAUUAGCCUCUGUUAGAACUCUUAACUGGUUCAGAUGCGAAAUAUCACCAAAGACAAAUUUAUUCACCGUAGUUCUCAUUAAAACAGACAAAGAUAUAGAAUCAGUUAAUUAUCUUAAAAACCUUCUGGGAGAUUCAAUAGAAUUCAGUACAUUUAACGAAGAUAAUCCAAACGAUGUCCGAAUAUAUGUUGAACAUAUUAUUGGAUUGGUCGCACAACAAACUCGUUAUUCCUCUUUAUUUAAGUGA
This is a messenger RNA of Trichomonas vaginalis G3, 540 nucleotides long. RefSeq lists its product as uncharacterized. The coding region runs from base 1 to 540 and encodes 179 amino acids. The record is from RefSeq and is a predicted model, not a curated record. NCBI's taxonomy places the organism in Eukaryota, Parabasalia, Trichomonadida, Trichomonadidae. The transcript has a single exon.